This is a messenger RNA of Cricetulus griseus (Chinese hamster), 6356 nucleotides long. Lineage: Eukaryota; Metazoa; Chordata; Mammalia; Rodentia; Cricetidae. The record is from RefSeq and is a predicted model, not a curated record.
AUGGGGGGCUCCGGUUUCAGACCCCGUGACCGCACCACAGCAGCCGCUGCCCGCGGCAGCAUGGGGCAGCCCUGGCCUCCGGAGCCUGGCCCUGCAUCCGCAGGACCCUCCCAGUCUUCUCGAGUGCAGAUUCGGGGGUUCAGGAGGAGACCAAACAAGAGGCUCCUGUCACCUCUCCGAGUACCCCUUAGAGGCCACCCAUCCCAGCCUGACCAAUGUCCACAGCCAGAACUUCUGUCAUCCCUGUCCCAUCUCAUCUUCAGCACCCGGGCACACGUGUUCCAGAUUGACCCCACUACCAAGCGGAACUGGAUCCCCGCCGGCAAGCACGCACUUACUGUGUCCUAUUUCUACGAUGCAACCAGAAAUGUGUACCGAAUCAUCUGCAUCGGGGGUGCCAAGGCCAUCAUCAACAGCACAGUCACCCCCAACAUGACCUUCACCAAAACCUCGCAGAAGUUCGGGCAGUGGGCAGAUAGUCGAGCCAACACUGUCUAUGGCCUAGGCUUUGCCUCUGAACAGCAGCUGACCCAGUUUGCUGAGAAGUUUCAGGAGGUGAAGGAAGCUGCCAGGCUGGCUCGGGAGAAAUCUCAAGAUGGUGGAGAAUUCACUAGUCCUGCCCUAGCCCUUGUGUCCCACCAGGUUCCCCCAAGCCCCUUGGUCAGCACCAAUGGUCCGGGAGAGGAGAAGCUGUUCCGCAGCCAGAGUGCUGAUGCCCCUGGACCUACCGAGCGGGAGCGGUUGAAGAAGAUGCUGUCAGAAGGCUCCGUGGGCGAGGUCCAGUGGGAGGCUGAGUUCUUUGCGCUGCAGGACAGCAACCAGAGGCUGGCAGGGGCCCUUCGCGAGGCCAACGCGGCUGCCUCACAAUGGAGGCAGCAGCUAGAGGCCCAACGGGCAGAGGCCGAACGCCUGCAGCAGCGGGUGGCAGAGCUGGAGGCCCAGGCUGCUGCAGAGCCAGUCCUGGUGGGUGAGAAGGAGGCAGCCAGCCAGUCUGUGGAGCAACUGGAGGCUAGGGUGCAGACCAAGGACCAGGAGAUCCAGACUUUGAAGAAUCAGAGCUCAGGGACAAGAGAAGCGCCUGACACCACUGAGCGGGAGGAGACACAGCAGAAGGUUCAGGAUCUGGAGACUCGGAAUGCGGAGUUGGAGCAGCAGCUGCGAACCAUGGAAUGCAGCCUGGAGGAGGCGCGGGCCGAGCGGGAGCGUGCACGGGUGGAAGUGGGCAGGGCCGCGCAGCUGCUGGAUGUGCGGCUGUUCGAGCUGAGUGAGUUGCGUGAGGGCCUGGCACGCCUGGCAGAGGCCGCACCAUAGUUGGCCCAGGUGGGUCUGUGGCAUCCCAGGUGCCCUGGCUGGGGACCACCUCUGCCUCUGAGCUUUGCACUGUGUAGAGUUUUCUAGAAUCCAUGGGUGGCGCUGAUACCCAGAUUACACUUCUACGUGGCUGUACAAGCACAUGAUAUUGCUGGCACCUGUUGCUGGCCGCUGCUGCCCUGCACCCCAGGGAUGUGAGGAAGGGCCACAGCAGUCAUCCCCACAGGGCAACAGAGAGAGGCUCUGAUAACCAGAGACCCGCAGCCCUGCACCCAUCCCGCCCCAUUCUCAAGUCGGACUGACAUGUUCAGAGUGUUUACUAAGAUCCUCUGCAGCCCACCCAGGGGACUAGCAGCAACAGGUUCACACUCAGGUCUGCGCCUCGGCCUGGGUCUGUGCUGGAGGCCGAGGUCUGGGAGGACGAGCCCCCUGGCCCGCACUCCCCAGUUUCUGUCGACGAAGGGUCUGCCCCACCUUCUCCUUGAAGCGCUUGUUCUGUUGCUUGAUCUUGGCCAGCUCCGCCUUGCGCUUGGCCUCCAGGUCGGGGUCCUGAGGAAGGAAGCCUGGCUGAGAUGGGAGCCUGAGGCUUCCCAGGGAAAGGCUCCAUCCCCAAGCCCAGGCCACCCUACUGGCCACAUCCCCAUGCCUGGCCCCCUCCCUGCCCUCUGUCCAUACCUUCCCCUCCAGGAUCAGCUGCUUCCGCUUGUUGAUCUCCUUCUUUUCAUCAAAAUGGGAAGCCUCCAGUUUCUAGCCGGGAAGGCACGGGUCAGGGCAGGUCUGCAGGGAGCCCUGCUUCACAACCCGCCCUGUGCACACCCCAGUGGCCACACUCACGAUCUCGCACUCUCUGCGAACCACGUUGACCUGCGUGAGGAUGUUCAGGACCUCGGCCUCCUCCACCACCAGUUCCUCCAGCUGUUUCUCUGCGGGGCAGGGUGGGAGAGCAAGACCAGCAGCACUGAGUUGAGCUGUGAGUGCGACUGGCUCUCUGCACCCCCAGUUCUGGAUGUCUGGUCCCCAUAUUUGGACCAAUAACAUUUAAAAGAAGCAAAAUUGUGCCAAACUUGGUGGCACAUGCCUGUCACAGCAUUGUGGGAGAGGAGGCAGGGGGUUCACUGUGAGUCCCAGGCCAGCUCCCUAGAGCAAGGAUUUGUCUCAAAUAAAUGAAUGAAUAAAUGGAAUGAACUGAGAUGCAGGUGCCUGUGAUCCCAGGACUUCUAGGCCACUGCAGCCUAAACCCAGAGAGCUCAGGGAAGUGUGCUGCAGGGUUCAGAUGGUUGUCUCAGUGGCUGUUAAGAUGUGGAGAGGGCUCAAGUCCUGGCCCACCUCCCUCCCACAGACGCACCUUCAGCAGGCAUUGUUGUAGUGUUGGCUGGGUACCAUUAACAGAGCACUCUGCACUGUGUAAAGUUCUAAGGUGGCCCAGGCAGGGAGGCCACCCACAGACCCUACCCACUUACUGAUCUGCUCCUCGACAGCAUGCAAAAGGUGGAUGUCAUACUGUGUCACCAGUGUGAUGGCCUGUCCCUGCCGCCCUGUGGGGACAUACAUGUUAUAGGACUUGGGCCCCACCAAGGGGCUCAUCCCAGCUGGUUGGCUCCAAGAUUCUCAGAGGCUCAGAACAAGAACUUGGUAGGAAGGGACCAGUUCAGAGGACUAGGGCUCCACCCAGGGUAGGGUCUGUAUGUGGGAGCUGCAGGGCAAUGGGAGACAACUCUGCUAAGCUGGCCUCCUGUGAGGCUUUCCCUUUUUAGCUAGGCUGCCGGGAAGCCAGGCCUUAGGCCUGCUCUGCUGUCCCCUCUCCAGUGGUGACCAAGCUGAUGCACACCUGACAGGCUGCUCAGAAUUCCCUAAGGCCACAGGGUUACAGCAUGGGGAAAUAGCAAAGCAGAUGUCUCCCUGGCCCCUGGGUCACACCCCAGUGAGAUGCCAGGCUGGAGCACAGAGGGAAGGUUGGGACUGAGCCUCGAGGUCUGUCUCAUGACAGACCUGAGCUCCCCAGUGUCUCUCGCCACAGCUAGAACCUCACAUAGCCGGCCGGCUCUGCUCACCUGCACGGGCUGUUCGACCAACUCGGUGGAUGUAGAUCUUGGGGAGCCCGGGGGUGUUGUGGUUGAUGACAACUUGCACAGUGGGGAUGUCCAGGCCCCUGGAGGUAUGAAUCACUCAGCUGGGGAAUCCAAGGGGGAGACCAAGGCUGACACUCAGCACUCCCCAUGUGCAGCCCAGCUUCCUGUCCUCAUGGGGUCCAGGCCACUGGAGGACAGGCAGGCUGCACUGGGCCUACUCACCUUGAGGCCACAUCAGUGGCAAUAAGAAUCCGGUACACACUGGACUUGAACUUGGCCAGGGCUGCAAAGCGCUCUUUCUGUGCCACAGGUGGGGGAGAGGUUUGUGAGCAGAUGGAGGGUGCUAGGACAGGCAGAGACCAGGGAGGAGGUAGUCCCAAAGCCAAAUGGGACAACAGAGUGACACGGGGAGAGGGUGGGACAUCACUUAGCUGUGAUAUCUUUUUUUUUUUUUAAAUAAAGACAGGGCUGAACUGGGCAGUGGUGGUGCAUUCCCAGGACUCGGGAAGCAGAGGUAGGCAGCCUGGUUUACAAAGCUACACAGAGAAACCCUGUCUCGAAAAAUCAAAGACAGGGUCACACCGGGUGUGGUGGUGCACACCUUUAAUUCCAGCAUUUAGGAGGCAGAGCCAGGAGGAUCUCUGAGACCAGCCUGGUCUAAAUGGAGAGUCCCAAGACAGACAGGUACUACAUAGAGAGACCCUGUCUCAGAAACAAAAACCAAAAACAAAACACAGGGUCUCCAUUAGCCUAAGAUGGCUUUGAUUUUCUGAUUUCCUGCUCCUCCCCACCUCCAGAGUGCUGGGAGUCCAGGUAUACAUGUAACAGGCAUAUAAACCCAGGGUCUCACACAUGCUAGACAGCACUCUUCCAACUGAACCCCAUGCCCAGCCUCUGGUGACCUGCAAGACUGGAGAGGCUGUGCCGUGCCCAUCACCUGCUUCAUCAUGGAGUGCAGUGCCACCGUGGGGAAGCUCAACUUCCGCAGCAUCAUACAAAGGACUUGACAGGUCCUGGUGGGAAAGGGAUGGUUGUGGUGUCCCUGUCCCAACCCACUGAGACAUCACACAGGUGGCCUAGGGGUCGGAGAAACACUAGGUCUGCUGCCUGCCUGCCGUGCUCUCAAAGCUGGAACCAACAAGGACCAGCCCCAACCGUGGCGCUGACUCCCAGAAUAGUGCUCUCAGGCUGGUCCCUGCUGAGCUUGACGGCCACUCAGCCCCACUCCACAAAAAGACACAGAAGCCCAUCUCUGCCCUUCUGACUCAAGCUGACAAAGCCAACAGCUAUUUUGAGAUUUUUGUUUUGUUUGAGUCAAGGGCUCACUGUGUAGCUCAGGCUGGCCUGGAACUCACAGAUCUGCAUGCCUCCUGGGUGUUAGAAUAACACACCAGCACUAGCAGGCCAGGCCUGGUCUAGCUUCACCUUCACAUGAGGGGAGCUUCUCACUCACUUGCAGGUGUUGGUGAAGAUGAUGAUGGAGCAGUCCUCCAGCUGGUUUUGGAAGGUCUGGACCAAGUGCACCAGGUAGGCAUCCUUCACCUUCUCCGGCACCAGCAGGUAGCGCUGGUCAAGCUGCUCCACUGUCCGAACCCUGGAGGUGGAAGGUCGGAGAAACACAGCCUAAGUUACCCCUUCUGUCUGACUCUCUGGUCUGACCCUCACCACAGCUUUAGGACUCACGGGGCCUGAGCCUCCCAGAAGAAGGGCUGGUUGGUGGCCAGGCCCUGCAGCUCUUUGAGUGUGUCGGUCAGCGUGGCACUGAACAGCAGCGUCUGCCUGCGCACUGGAAUGGCUGCCAGGAUGGUCUCCAGGUCUGCAGUGAAAUCGGUGCAACCUUGCUCCAGCAAUCGGUCGGCCUCAUCCAUCACCUGGAUCAGAGGGGUGGGAGACAGGGCUGGACCAGUGCAAGAGCUGCCCUAAGCCCAGCACACCUGCUUUUCAAGGACUGUGUGCAAUGUGCUCCAGAGCACUGUCCCAGCGUUAGGCCAUGUCACUACUCUGCAGGCCCUCUUGUCUCUACUGAGCUUUGUGUUUGUUUGAGGCAGGAUCUCCAUGUGUAGCUCUGGCUGUCCUGGAACUUACUAUGUAGACCUGGCUGGCCUCUAACUCAUAGAGACCCUUCUGCCACCACCUCCCGAGUAUUGGGAUACAAUAGGUAAGUGCCAACAUGCCCAGGUGGCCCUUGUCUUUAUUUCUAGCCCUUUGCCCAGUGAUCUGUGAAACCAGUGUCAGGAAUGAAUGCCAGCAGAGCACAGUGGCCCACAUUUAAACAGAGUUCCAGCAUAGCUGGGGCUACAGAGAGAGACCCUCCUCAAACAAAAGCAGAGAGCAAGGGAAAGGAGAGAAGAAAGGAUGGAUACUGCAUGUUUCACAGUGGUUUUCGGCUCCAGGACCGAGGGGGAGCAUCACUGGCUUACCAGGAAUCGGAUCUUUUUCAUGUUCAAAGUGUUGGAGCUGCGCAGGUGGUCAGCCAGGCGCCCAGGAGUGGCGAUCACUACGUGUGGCUUCCGAGAGAGCUCCAGUGCCUGUGCCACCAUGUCUGGAGUAGAGGGAGAGGUGAGGCUGGGUAGGUGGGACCAGCAGGGCCCCCAUGACCCACCCCAGCCUCUCAGCCCCGAUUACCCAUGCCGCCAACGAUAAUGCAGUCCUUCAGGCCCAGGGGCUUUCCCAGCACCCGGAACUGCUCAGCAAUCUGGUAGGCCAGCUCCCUGUGGAUGAAAAGGACCAGCUGGGUCAGUGUGUUGUGGGAUUUUAUUCAGUUUAUCCAAUAACUUUUGGGACAGGAAACAAGUCAUGCUUUGGGGCUUGCCUGCCUAAAAGUGGAAGGACAGGGUUGUGCACGCUCUUGCUCAUGAGCUUUCUUGGGCAGUGGCUGUAGAUCAGAUUGCAGUCCCAGUGCUUUUGGGCAGAAGCCGAGGGCUCUCUACCUUUCUAUUGUAAGUGUUCCCCAAAUAAAUAUUUGAUAUUCUUUUA